AUGAGAGCAUUUACUAUAGUUCCUAUAUUUUUUCUUUUAGGUUCUGCCUUGUUAUUAAUUCUCACUGUAAUCAAUGGUGCAGGAACAUCGUCUAUAUUGGGCAAGUUUUACUGGUCGGAAACUGACACUUCGGACAUACCAGGAGCUCAAUUUGGUAGAACUAGGUGGACAUUUUAUCGAAUCUGUGGAGUAAGAGAUGGUCAUAAUGCUGAUUGUACUAAAUCUUCAGCUGCUUAUCCUUAUUCCCCAAAGGAUAAUUUUGGUUCUGAACUGGGUUUACCAAACACUUUUAUUAGCUCAAGAGACACCUUUUAUUAUUUGAGUCGUAUUGGUUGGGCUUUUAUUCUUGUUGGAUUGUUUUUCACUGUUGUUGCUUUAAUUGUUGUUCCAUUGAAUUUCUGUUUAGCUAUUGGUGGUGCUUUGGCGGCAAUUUCAACAUUUUUGGCAUUUUUGUUUGUAAUUACUGCUGCUUGUUUAAUUACUGCUGCUCAUGUCAAAGGUAGAAAUGCUUUCAAUAACGCUGGUCAUAGUUCCAAGAUUGGUGCUAAAGCAUUUGGUAUCUUGUGGGCUGCUGUUGCUUGUUUAUUGAUUACUUUUGUCACUUCGAUUAUUUCUGCCCUUGGUACCAGAAGAUCAAACAGAAGAAGAGCGGGAUCAGGAGUUGGUGCUGAUGGUGCUUAUGCUGGUAGAGACUCAAAUGUUUACACUAAGGAAAGUGAUGGUGAUUAUGCCCAAGCCAAUUAUGAUGAAUCUGCUAAUAGAGGUGUUUCUGGUGUUGGUGUUACUCCAGGGGUGGCUGGAACUGGUGUUCAUGAUGAACCUAUUUCCGAUGCUUCUAAAUUUAGAUUCUUUAGAGUCAAGAGAGCCAAACCUGAGGAAAUCUAA
Lodderomyces orthopsilosis Co 90-125 is the source of this 885-nucleotide messenger RNA. It is a transcript of the gene FMP45, whose product is annotated as Fmp45p. NCBI's taxonomy places the organism in Eukaryota, Fungi, Ascomycota, Pichiomycetes, Serinales, Debaryomycetaceae. Gene Ontology annotation, cellular component: plasma membrane; cell cortex; membrane raft. The transcript has a single exon. Gene Ontology annotation, biological process: septin cytoskeleton organization; cortical actin cytoskeleton organization; endocytosis. The coding region runs from base 1 to 885 and encodes 294 amino acids. The record is from RefSeq and is a predicted model, not a curated record.